UGUGGCUGCUGUGGUCGUGGGUGUCUCGGUGUCUCUUCAGCAGGUCGCGUUUCUGGUCCCUCCUGCCCUGUGCGGCCUGCCUAGAGCUCCUGGUUUGAGUUUACAGAAGUUGAUGAAGUUGAUACACAACCCUGAUUCCAGGACAGUGACUUCUAGGAAGGAGAUUGGGGCACUGGAUGUUGGUCCCAUUUUCUUUGGAGUGAAGGAGACGUGACAAACUUUGAAGGAUGGUGUCCUGUGAAUAGGAAUCCCACCUGGGGGAGCAUCAUUGUGGCCAGAACCCCCUCAGUACUGCUUCAGGGCAGAGGCAAAUGAGUCCCAGAAAGCUAUGCUGCCAGAGUGCGCUAUGGGUUUACAAGAGCAACAAAAGAUGAAUAAAUCUCCGGAGCUGGUAUCAUUUGAGGAUGUGGCUGUGGACUUCACCUGGGAGGAGUGGCAGGGCCUGAAUGAUGCUCAGAGGAAUUUAUAUUGGGAUGUGAUGCUGGAGACUUAUAGCAACCUGGUGUCACUGAAUGUCCAGAUAGAUGAUAACCUCAUGGAGAGGAACCAAGAAAGUUGUGGUAGAUGCUUGCAACAAAUUGUAAUCACCAACAGCAACACAUCAGCUGAAGAGAGAGUUGUGUUAGGAAAAUCAUUUUAUGUGAAUUCAUAUCAUUUUUUAAAUCUGAUUAUAAAUAAUGGGAACUAUUCCAGAAAGGGACAUGAGGAGUUUUACUUAUGUGAGAAUGCACUUCUUCCUAGAGAGCCUGAUGAGAUGCCUACUGGGGAGAAACAUUAUGACCAUCAUAUAACUGGAAAAUUGCCCAGACAUCAUGAACAUCUUAGUUAUCAUUGCAAUAUUCAAACUGGAAAGCAGCUUUUAGAAUACAGUGGAAAAUGGAAAUCUUCCUACACAGAGCCAAUAAUAUUUACACAUAGAAAGAUUCAUAUGGAUGAGACCACCUGUAAUUAUAGUGAAUAUGGGAAAGGCUGUAGUAAGUCAGCUGUCAUUACUGAAAAAAUAAAUCAGGUAGAAAGGAAAACUUUUCAAUGUGAUAUAUGUCAGAAAAUGUUCUACAAGAAAUCUGAACUCACUAAACAUCAGAUAAUGCAUACAGGAGAGAAACACUAUGAAUAUACCGAGUGUGAGAAAUCUUGUAUGAAGAAAUUAUACCUUACCUCACAUCAAAGAACACCUACACAGGAGAAGCUUUAUUGUUGUGGUGAAUAUGAGAAAAUUUUUUUUCAGAAGUCAGACCCAACAGGAGAAAUGUACUAUGGAAGUAUUAAUUGUGGAAAAAGCUUCUGUGAGAAUUCACUCCUCAGCCAUCCUGAGAGAAUUCACACAGGUGAAAUAACAGAUGGAUGUAAUGAAUGUACAAAACUUUUCUACCAUGAAUCCGCCCUCACUGCAUAUCAGAGAAUUCCCACAAGUGAGAAACCAUGUAAAGAAUAUAAAAAAAUUUUUUACAUUAAUAAGUGUGGUAAAGCCUUUCUCCAAAAGUCAGACUGCAACAGUCAUCAGAGAAUUCACACAGGUGAAAAACCAUAUGAAUGUAAAGAAUGUGGAAAAACUUUUAAUCACAAGGGAGAAUUCAGCAGGCACAAGAGAACGCAUAGAGUUGAGAAACCAUAUGAAUGUAAAGACUGUGGAAAAGCUUUUACCCACAAGUCAUGCUUCAGCAUUCAUCAGAGAAUUCACACAGGUGAGAAACCAUAUGAAUGUAAUGAAUGUGGAAAAGCUUUUAGCCGAAAGUCACACUUGAACGUUCAUCAGAGAAGUCACACAGGUGAGAAACCAUAUGAAUGUAAAGAAUGUGGGAAAGCUUUUAGCCAAAAGUCAUACUUCAGCAUUCAUCAGAGAAUUCACACAGGUGAGAAACCAUAUAAAUGUAAUGAAUGUGGAAAAGCUUUUAGCCAAAAGUCAUACUUCAACAUUCAUCAGAGAAGUCACACAGGUGAGAAACCGUAUGAAUGUAAAGACUGUGGAAAAGCUUUUACCCACAAGUCACACUUGAAAAUUCAUCAGGGAAUACACACAGGUGAGAAACCAUAUGAAUGUAAAGAAUGUGGAAAAGCUUUUAGCCGAAAGUCACACUUGAGAAUUCAUCAGGGAAUUCACACAGGUAAGAAACCAUAUGAAUGUAAAGACUGUGGAAAAGCUUUCACCCGCAAGUCACCCCUCAGCAGGCAUCAGAGAAUUCACACGGGUGAGAAACCAUAUGAAUGUAAAGAAUGUGGAAAAGCUUUUACCCGAAUGUCAUACUUCAGCAUUCAUCAGAGAAGUCUCACAGGUAAGAAACUAUAUGAAUGUAAAGACUGUGAAAAAGCUUUUACCCACAAGUCAUGCUUCAGCAUUCAUCAGAGAAUUCACAGAGGUGAGAAACCAUAUGUAUGUAAAGACUGUGGAAAAGCUUUUAACCAAAAGUCAUACUUCAGCAUUCAUCAGAGAAUUCACACAGGUGAGAAACCAUAUGAAUGUAAAGACUGUGGAAAAGCUUUUAGGGAAAAGUCACAACUCUGCAGGCAUGAGAGAAUUCACACAGGUGAGAAACCAUAUGAAUGUAGAGAAUGUGGAAAAACUUUUAACCGAAAGUUUAACCUCAGGAUUCAUCAGAGAAAUCACACAGGAGAGAAACCGUAUGAAUGUAGAGAAUGUGGAAAAACUUUUAACCAAAAGUCAAACCUCAGCAGGCAUCAGAAGAGUCACACAGGUGAGAAACCAUAUGAAUGUAAAGAAUGUGGAAAAGCUUUUAACCAAAAGUCACACUUCAGCAUUCAUCAGAGAAUUCACACAGGUGAGAAACCAUAUGAAUGUAAAGACUGUGGAAAAGCUUUUAGGGAAAAGUCACAACUCAGCAGGCAUGAGAGAAUUCACAUGGGUGAGAAACCCUAUGAAUUUAAAGAAUGUGGAAAAGCUUUUAGUGAAAAGUCAUACUUCAGCAUUCGUCAGACAACUCACACAGAUCAGAAACCAUGUUAAUGUAAAGACUGUGGAAAAGCAUUUAAGCCAAAGGUAGACCUCAGAAGGCAUGAAAAAACUCACACAGGUGAGAAACCAUAUGAAUUUGCAGAUGAAUGCAAAGAGUGGAAAAAAUUUUAACCACAAGUCACACCUAAGCAGCCAUCAAAGAGUUUGCAUAGGUGAGAAACCAUGUGAAUGUAAGGGAUGUGGGAAAAGUUUACUGGAACUCACCAUAGUAGACAUGAACAAAUUCACAUAUGGGAAAAUCCCAAUAAAGAUAACGGCUGUGGGAGAAGGUUUUACCGUAAAUCUUCCAUCACAUUUUAUCAAAGAACUCACACCAAGAAGAAGCCCUAUAAAUGCACAACUGUCCCUUGGUGUCAGAGGUUGGUUCCAAGAGCCCCUGUUGAUGAAAAUACUUGCAAAUGAUGAAGCCCCUUUUAUAAAUGGUGUAGUGUUUCGAUAUUAACUAUGAGCUUUUUUCU
Messenger RNA from Cynocephalus volans (Philippine flying lemur), 3429 nucleotides. Its product is annotated as zinc finger protein 345-like. The transcript is spliced from 4 exons. Gene Ontology annotation, biological process: regulation of transcription by RNA polymerase II. Bases 329 to 2962 code for a protein of 877 amino acids. Lineage: Eukaryota; Metazoa; Chordata; Mammalia; Dermoptera; Cynocephalidae. Gene Ontology annotation, molecular function: DNA-binding transcription factor activity, RNA polymerase II-specific; RNA polymerase II cis-regulatory region sequence-specific DNA binding. Gene Ontology annotation, cellular component: nucleus. The record is from RefSeq and is a predicted model, not a curated record.